This is a messenger RNA of Psylliodes chrysocephalus, 1852 nucleotides long. The record is from the annotation of a GenBank genome assembly. Lineage: Eukaryota; Metazoa; Arthropoda; Insecta; Coleoptera; Chrysomelidae.
CGAAGAGAUUCUUAUUCUUAACCUUCUAUUUUUGUUUAUUUUCAAAAAAUUGAAAAUGCAUCAUUUUAGUUUUUAAUUUAUUAUGAAAUUUGAAUUCUUCUGAAUUAAAAUGUCUACAGAUGCGUGGGAGGAAAUUCAAGCUAUCAAAAGUAAACGAAAUAGUUUGCGGGAACGUCUAGAAAAAAGAAAAAAAGAACGUCAAGAAUUAUUGGGUUCCAGUCUAGGCUCUACGUCACAUGGAAUAGUUGAUAGUUCGUCAAAAGGUUUUACUUCUCACACAAAUACCAGAGCAAAUACGACAGUCAAAGAAGAACAAAGAGUAGAUGAAAAACUAGAUUUAGUUAAAUUAGAUCCAGAAUUAGAACGAGAACUGUUGAGGCAACUUAGUGAAGUAACUCUUCAACUUCCCGUUUCUUCUUUAGAAUUAACAACUUCAAAAACUACUGAUCAAGAUAGUUUGCAUAGAAAAAUAUGCAACUUGUUGGAAAAAUUUGCUAUUCAAAAAUUAAUUUCCGUAAAUGCUACCUCAAAAGAUGGUACAAGUUUGUUGGAAGUGGUUCAUGUGGAAGUUUCCAAAGUAAAUGCCAUGAUUGUGGAUAGUUCUGAAGGAAAAAAAGAUAUAGGUAGAGAUGAUUUAAAGAGAAAAAGAGAAGAUUCUCCUGAAAAUAGUUCUGAAUUGGAAGAAGAAAGAAAGAAAAAGGAAAAGAAAGAACCAAAAUCGGAUAUUUUGAGUCUAUUGAAUAUGCCAUCGACGAAAGAAAAAGAAAGUAAAAAACUAGGAGAAGAAAUUUUAGACUUAUUAAGCAAACCAACUGCUAAGGAAAGAUCUUUAACAGAACGUUUUAAGUCUCAAGGGGGCAAGCAGCUCAUGGAAUUCUGUCCUCAUGGAACACGAAUGGAUUGUGAAAGAAAUGGAAUAUCAGAUUGUAAAAAGUUGCAUUUCAAAAAAAUUCUUCAGAAACAUACAGAUGAAUCACUUGGUGAUUGUUCUUUUUUGAAUACUUGCUUUCAUAUGGAUACUUGCAAAUAUGUUCAUUAUGAAGUUGAUAGAGCUGGUAAGUCAGAUGAUGCACCCAAUGUUCCUAGUGGACCAGUUGUAAGGGUGGAAAGUAGUACAACUUUAUUUCCUCCACAAUGGGUUCAAUGUGAUUUAAGAUUUUUAGAUAUGACUGUCUUAGGAAAAUUUGCUGUUAUUAUGGCUGAUCCUCCUUGGGAUAUUCAUAUGGAACUUCCCUAUGGUACCAUGUCAGAUGAUGAAAUGAGACAAUUAGGUAUCCCUCAGUUGCAAGAUGAUGGUCUGAUUUUUCUUUGGGUUACAGGCAGGGCAAUGGAACUUGGAAGAGAAUGUCUGCAACUUUGGGGAUAUGAAAGGGUUGAUGAGAUAAUCUGGGUAAAAACUAACCAAUUACAGCGGAUUAUUAGAACCGGCCGAACAGGGCACUGGUUGAAUCAUGGGAAGGAACACUGUCUUGUAGGAAUGAAGGGUAGUCCACAAAAUUUAAAUAGAGGGUUGGAUUCAGAUGUAAUAGUGGCUGAAGUUAGGGCUACAAGUCAUAAACCUGACGAGAUCUAUGGAAUGAUAGAAAGGCUUUCUCCUGGUACAAGAAAAAUUGAAUUAUUUGGAAGGCCACAUAAUAUCCAGCCAAAUUGGAUAACUUUGGGAAACCAAGUGGAUGGCAUUAGGAUACUUGAUCCAUUAUUAAUAGAGAAUUUUAGAAAGAGAUAUCCAACAGGAAAUUGUAUGGCACCUCCACCAGAAAAUACGCAUACUUAAUUUUUUUAUAUGGUUAAUAUAAUUCUGUUUACCUAAUAAUUAAUAACUGAAAAUAAAUAAGAAAAAUAUUUUUUUUUA